UUGUUUUGACAUUUGCCGAAUUUAAUUUUCAAAUUUAAAAAUUAAAACCGAAUCUAAAGAAAUUUCUAAUUCUAAUAAUUUAUAAAACAAACAAAAUGAAUACAACACAGAAAUCUGAAUUAAUUGAUGAAAUGAUUGAUGAACUCGAACGAGCUCGUAUAACAAAACAAAAGCAAAUUGGAUAUAUUUCGGAUAUCUAUGAGAAAUCCAACCACAUCCUCCUGCAGAUUGAAGCCUCUCAAAAAGCCAAAUCUGCUCCUGCAAAUGCCACUGGUGCUCGCUUUAAAUAUCGCAAGGAAACAUUGCAUGCUUUGGCCAAGACAAUAGAAACGUUUGACCGUGUACUGAAUCGGGAUUUGCAAACUCCAAUUCAGCCACCGGGAGUUGACUUCGAGACAUACAUCACAACAACCCGUGCUAAGAUCGACUUUCUCGCCAGUGGGCUGCGCAAGCUGUUGGCUCUGAAUGACUCGGUCAACCAGAUUGGGAGUGAGCUUCGGCAUGACAGUGAUUUUGAAUUGUGUUCAACUUCUGCCGAUGAGUCCAAUAGCAGCGAAUAAAAUGAUAAACACAAAUUAGGUUACAAAAAUAUUAAUAUUUAUUUCUUAAGGUUUAUAACAAUUAACUGCCACUAGGGCAUCGGUGACAAUGUCCACCAAAUCAUUUAAUCUAGCAGAGUUUGUAUCAUUUGGUUGCAAGUUACUGUAGAGAUCUUGAUUUUCUUGAAUAAAUGCAAAAUGUUCCAUGUUUUCUGA
This is a messenger RNA of Eupeodes corollae, 755 nucleotides long. RefSeq lists its product as uncharacterized. The coding region runs from base 96 to 560 and encodes 154 amino acids. The record is from RefSeq and is a predicted model, not a curated record. The transcript is spliced from 2 exons. Lineage: Eukaryota; Metazoa; Arthropoda; Insecta; Diptera; Syrphidae.